This is a messenger RNA of Oreochromis aureus, 1165 nucleotides long. Its product is annotated as coagulation factor VII-like. Gene Ontology annotation, cellular component: extracellular region. Gene Ontology annotation, molecular function: serine-type endopeptidase activity; calcium ion binding. Gene Ontology annotation, biological process: proteolysis. The record is from RefSeq and is a predicted model, not a curated record. Lineage: Eukaryota; Metazoa; Chordata; Actinopteri; Cichliformes; Cichlidae.
UUCAUCAUCAUCAUCAUCGUCUUCAGCUUUCACAGCUGCCAGCUGGCUUCAGUCUUUCUGGAUAAAGAUCGAGCCAAUGGCGUUCUGGUUCGGACUCGGAGGUACAACUCAGGCUGGUUUGAGGAGCUGCAGAUGGGAGACCUGAAGAGGGAGUGUAUAGAGGAGAAGUGCACGUACGAGGAGGCCAGGGAGGUGUUUGAGCACACCGAGCUCACGAAUGAGUUCUGGAAAACGUACAAUGUACCAAACCCCUGUAUCUCCAAUCCCUGUCAGAAUGGAGGCAGUUGCUCCACUCAUGCUUCAUCCUACAUCUGCUUUUGUCUGCCAGAGUUCCAUGGAGUCAACUGUGAGCUUGAGGUGAAAGCUGAGAUCGAUACCUCCUGGGUGGAGAACGGAGAAUGUGAGCACUUCUGUGAAGAAGACGAGCUCAAAAAACGGAACUGCUCGUGUGCAGACGGCUACUUUCUCCAUGUUGAUGGACGGAGUGAGCACGACAUUACGGUUAAUGAAGGCACUGAGCAGCUCAUCCAGGUGGCUCAGAUUAUCAUGCAUGAAAACUACGUAUCAAGCACUGCCGACAAUGAUAUCGCUCUCCUCCGCCUGGCAUCUCCCAUCAUCUAUACCCAGUACGCUGUCCCAGUCUGCCUACCCACAUGGAAUCUAUCCACCCGAGUGCUUUGGAUGAUCCGGCUGCACACGGUGAGUGGCUGGGGGAGGCGGAGCGAAAAUGGGCCUACCGCACAGAUCCUUCAACACCUGAAGGUGCCGCGAAUCCGCACACAGGACUGUGUCGAUGAGAGUGGCGUAGUGCUCACUCAGAACAUGUUCUGUGCCGGAUAUAUUGAGGGUCGUCAGGACUCUUGUAAAGGUGACAGCGGUGGACCCCUGGUGACCCAGUAUAAGACGACAACUUUCCUGCUGGGGAUCGUCAGCUGGGGGAAGGGCUGCACCCGACCGGGGAACUAUGGCAUCUACACCCGAGUGUCCAACUACCUUGAGUGGAUCCACAACCGGACGGCAACACCAGAUCAACCAAGGAACAGCAGCAAGACUUUGAUGCACAACCUUACCACCUGAAAGACCCGAUUAGCUUAGCUUAGCAUAGCUCAUAUAACCAAAUACUGUGUUUUCACUCUUCUGAUUGACUGCUAAGCUUCUCAUUAAA